Hyaloperonospora brassicae is the source of this 1281-nucleotide messenger RNA. The record is from the annotation of a GenBank genome assembly. NCBI's taxonomy places the organism in Eukaryota, Oomycota, Peronosporomycetes, Peronosporales, Peronosporaceae.
AUGGCGGAAGAGGUGACGGAGCGAUGGCAGCAGAUGCUGCGGGACUGCUCCGUGCGCUCCAAGCUGCCGACCGUCAAUCUCUUACUGGUGGGCGACUCCGAGAGCGGAAAGUCUGCGCUCGUAGCGUGUCUGGACGAGUCCAAAGCGACGUCUUCGGAGGCGGAAGGGGCCACACACGCAGUGGAUACGCUGAUGGCGUUCAAGACGCUCGACGUACUGGACCCGCGUGCAAAAGAGAGCGGGGCAAGUCAGGAAUCAGACGAUGUCAUUGCACACGUGGAGACGUGGAGUCUGAACGAUUUGAGUCUCAAGGACCUGAUCAAGAUGGUGGCAAAGCCUCGGACGCUCCAGAAGACGGUUGUAGCGAUUGUGCUGGAUUUAUCGCGUCCAUGGACGAUCAAGAGCUCACUGGAGCAGUGGCUUUCGGCUCUGGAAGGCCAAUUGCUGGAUCAGAUUAACCAGUUGACCUCUGAGGCAAGAAACGAACUGUAUGCGUCGAUAAAGCAGCAUGUACUGGCCUACGAAGAUCCGAGCAUUGGCCACUCUGCACCAACGCCUAUGGAUACGUCUACAAACGAGUUUAUGAAAGAAGGCGUCUUGUCGAAGAACAUUGGCGUGCCUCUUAUAUUUGUUGUGGCCAAGGCAGACCUGCGUCCGGAGAACUCUGUAAAAAUGGAUUACAUCGAGUACACGCUUCGCCGCGUUGCGAUUCGAUAUGGAGCGUCGGUGGUGUUCACAUCAGCGAAGACUGGCUCAAAUGUGGAUACUCUUCGGAAGUACAUUCUGCAUCGUGCGCAUCCGUCCACAUUCAAGUUCACGGAGCCGCCGCAAUUGGUGGACCACAACACCAUCUUCAUUCCGUCUGGCUACGACUCGUUCGAAUUGGUCGACACUAGUCUCGCGGGCUCACAGGCUCGCUGGCCUACAGACAAACCGUAUGAAAAGAUCGUCCCUGCUCCGACGGACGACACCGAUGAUGGUGUGGCAGCGCUGGCUGCUGACGUCCAUGUCGAUAGCCACGAGCAGUGGCUGGAGAAACUCGAGAAGGCUGCUGGUGCAGGUCUGGAAGAAUUGCAAAAGCAAAGCAUCGAGGCAAGCAAGAAGUCAGAGCAGGCAGCAGCCGCUCGCCGUGUGGCAGCAGAUCGCCGAAAGCGUGACGAGAAGGACGUCAGCUCCAAGCAUCUUCAGAACUUCUUCAACAAUCUGCUGAGUCGGCCAGAGAAGACUAGGUCGACCAGGGCGAUGAGCGACAAAAAGAAGGAGAAGAGUGAAGAGCCAUAG